GUAAUUUUAGGAUGUAAAUGAUUGUAUUGUUCACGUAUGGCCAGCUUGAAAGAAAUUUUAGAUGAAUAGAAUAGAUUUGUGAUUUGGCACUCAUCUUAAAAAGAAAAUUAUGAAGGACGGUCGAUAUAAAAGAACGAUUAUGAAUGAAUUGUUACAGCGAGUGCCGGUACUCGCCAGGUAGGCGAGAUCCGAUCGCCUGUACGAGAGACGCGCUUUGAAUCUUCCAGUCUCUCUCCAUUUUCGUUUGGAGCAGUCCGAUCGAUAAGGGACGUUCUAUGCUUGUUGCUCUCUGUUAUCUCGAUCGGGUUGGAGCUUUUCGGCUCCAGAUCUUUGAUUACGUAGUCGUUUGAGAUUCUGCUUGCUGUGGCGAUUUCAGCUUGCUGCAGAAGCGGAUUUGAUGACGGUGGCUAGAGGAGGAGCUCUGUAGUUUCUUUCUCUGAAGCUAUUUUUUGGUUAGCCAGUGGAUCUUUUUUGCUAUUUUGGGAUGGGUUCGAGUAGCUCCAAGCUACUUGCUUGCUGCUGGGGUUCGCAGUUGAAGGGAACAGUGCUGGAGCCUCCGGAUGUUGUGAGAGAGGACAAGGCAGAUACCUACGAACUGCCGCCAUUCCAGGAGUUCUCUUUCGAUCAACUCAGGCUUGCCACGUCUGGGUUCGCUGCGGAGAAUAUUGUUUCAGAGCAUGGAGAGAAAGCUCCCAAUGUUGUCUAUAAGGGGAAGCUAGAUGCAACGAGGAGGAUUGCAGUUAAGCGUUUUAACAGAUCGGCUUGGCCCGAUGUUCGUCAAUUUUUGGAAGAAGCAAAGGCUGUUGGCCAGCUUCGAAACCAAAGAUUGGCAAACUUGCUUGGCUGUUGUUGUGAAGGUGACGAGAGGCUACUUGUGGCUGAAUAUAUGCCCAACGAAACACUCGCCAAACACCUUUUUCACUGGGAGGCUCAACCCAUGAAGUGGCCAAUGCGAUUGAGGGUUGUACUCUAUCUAGCAGAAGCCUUAGAGUAUUGCACUAGCAAGGGUCGUGCUCUUUAUCAUGAUCUUAAUGCUUAUAGAGUCCUAUUUGAUGAUGAUUGUAAUCCUAGGCUUUCAUGCUUUGGCCUAAUGAAGAAUAGUCGAGAUGGUAAAAGCUACAGCACGAAUUUAGCAUUUACACCUCCAGAAUAUUUGAGGACAGGAAGGGUUACACCAGAAAGUGUGAUUUACAGCUUUGGCACAUUGCUGCUCGAUGUUUUUAGUGGAAAGCAUAUUCCUCCAAGCCAUGCGCUCGACUUGAUACGAGAUAGAAAUUUUCACAUGCUGACAGAUUCCUGUUUGGAAGGUCAAUUUUCAGAUGAAGAUGGCACUGAAGUGGUGCGCUUAGCUUCGAGGUGUUUACAAUAUGAGCAACGAGAACGGCCUAAUAUUAAAUUGUUAGUCCUUGCAUUGACUCCUCUCCAAAAGGAAAUUGAGGUUCCUUCCUACGUUUUGAUGGACAUGCCACAUGGUGGUGCAUCAUCUGUUGAGUCUUUAUCACUUUCUCCUUUGGGUGAAGCUUGCCUCAGAAUGGAUUUGACGGCUAUACACGAGAUACUGGAAAAGAUUGGCUACAAGGACGAUGAAGGAACAGCAAAUGAGCUUUCCUUUCAAAUGUGGACCAAUCAAAUGCAAGAGACUUUGACAUCAAAGAAAAAGGGUGAUGCUGCAUUCCGGCAUAAAGAUCUGAAUACUGCAAUUGAGUGCUAUACUCAGUUCAUUGAUGUUGGAACCAUGGUUUCUCCGACUGUAUUCGCUCGUCGCAGUCUGUCCUACCUGAUGAUUGACAACCCCCAGGAGGCACUUAAUGAUGCAAUGCAGGCCUUACUUAUAUGUCCAACAUGGCCAACUGCAUUGUAUCUACAAUCCGCUGCCCUUUUUGCACUUGGAAUGGAGAAUGAAGCUCGAGAAGCACUCAAAGAUGGAUCUUCCUUAGAAGCUAAAAAGAAUGGGAGUUCUGGGCGCUGAAGCCAGAGUAAACUAACAGUAUGGCUUUAUAGAAACUCCUUGUACUUCAAGUUAGUCUUCCACAUUUUGAGGUUUUCAUUAUUUUUACGGAAAAUGGUCCCCCUCACUUCAAUUUUUUUAAAAAAAUGUGUGAGGAUUCUGGUGAACUCUUUUUUUUUUUUAUCAAUUGAUUCCUCACUUGUCCAAGGACUGAAUCCAUCGGUUUGAGGGAUUUACAUAGUUGCAUUCAUUGAAUAGUGAAAUGAUUUUUGGUAAUGUUUAAAACCUUUCAAGCACAUUAUGUGUAUAUAUGUGGUGGCUACAGAGAUGCCGUUGGUAGAUAUUCAAACCAAUAAAGCUGUUUCCAUUGUGAAGGAAUUGUUGAAUGUGUAUCUCGAUACUGCUGUAAGCAUAUUUGUACAUCAGCGUAUGAUUAAAUUGUUUUUCUCUCUU
This is a messenger RNA of Dendrobium catenatum, 2401 nucleotides long. RefSeq names its product probable serine/threonine-protein kinase BSK3. The record is from RefSeq and is a predicted model, not a curated record. Gene Ontology annotation, molecular function: protein kinase activity; protein binding; ATP binding. The transcript is spliced from 11 exons. Lineage: Eukaryota; Viridiplantae; Streptophyta; Magnoliopsida; Asparagales; Orchidaceae. The coding region runs from base 485 to 1969 and encodes 494 amino acids. Gene Ontology annotation, biological process: brassinosteroid mediated signaling pathway; protein phosphorylation.